AUGUCUGUUGCUCCAUCUUAAUUUGAAAAAUGUUUGAAACAUCCUUCGAAUGAUAUAGUCCUUUUUUGUAUGUCUUUAGAAUGCAGAUAGGUUAUAUAUAUUUUCUAAAUUAAAUAGCCUUUAUGUAAAGAUUGCUGUAAAAUACAUGUUUAAUAACAUAAUUAAUAUGGUACACAAGCAGAGUUAGAUACUGUUGAUAACGUAAGGUAGUUACUUUUAAACAAUUUGCAAGGAUUGAAAACUAAAUUUGAAGAGUAUAAAUAUUUUGUUAUUUGAAAAGAGAGAGAAAUAUACUUCAUCAUUUUAAUGUUGGUGAUUCUCCAGAUUUGGCUAAAUAAAUACAAAAUAAACUACAAAAAGUUAAAUCAACUUUAAUAGGACUUGUAAAUUAAUAUUGCAUUCAAUUAGAAGAAUAAAUUAAUUAAAGAAUUCAUUUACAUAAAGUAAAAUUAAAAACCUAUAUGUUUAGUAAUCUCAUCCUGGGGAAAAAAAGGAUCUUCACCAAAAACUUAAUUAAAUCAUUGUUAAUUUAGAAUAAUAAGAGAAAUUAUUACUUCAUCCUAAAUAUAUACGUGGAUGUUUAAUGGUAAUGAAUGAAGAAUAAAAUCAUGAUUUUGAAUAAUUAGCUUAAGAAGUUGAUGAAGCAUUAAAAUUAUAUUUAUCUAAUGCCUUUGAUGUUUUUAUACAUGAUGAUAAAAUUUAGAAAAUAAGUUAAACAUUUUUAGAAUAUGUUGACAUUUAUGAGGUUAAUAUGAAAGAGGAAUUAGAACAUCUAUCUAAAAAAAUAAGAGAGACAAGUUAAGCUCCUCCAAUACCUAAAAAAAGUAUUUAAUAUCCAAAACCAAUAUAACAACCUAUUCCAUAAAAAGAAACAAAACAAUUGAGAUCAAUAUAUGAUUAGAAGUUCAGUUUCUCAAAUUCUAAUAGUCAAUUUUAAUCGAAAAAUAAUCAAAAAGAUAAUAAAUAGGAUUAAUUUAUGUUUUAAAAAUAUUAUUCAUGA
Molecule: messenger RNA, 1000 nt
Organism: Paramecium sonneborni
Lineage: Eukaryota; Ciliophora; Oligohymenophorea; Peniculida; Parameciidae
Source: the annotation of a GenBank genome assembly